AGCUGCCUGGCGGCAGCAGAGGAAUUUGAGUAGCGAUAGAGAGAAAAGGUGUGUGCAACAGAGAGAGAAAGAGAUGGAAUGAAAAGAAGCCACGAUCACGUAAAGCCAGCUAACUGAAAGCAGAGUCCCUGGAAGCAGAGUAUGACUAUAGUGUAACACAUGAUCUGACUUUCACAAUAUACUUUUGUUGAAGAAUCUAUUUUGUGAUUUCUCAUUCCAGACUUCCAUUGGUUUAACAAGAGUACACCAGACAGUGAUCACCAAUGGCUGCUGGCCUGGAGAAAGCUUGUCACCGGUGCAUAUCUAAAAUUGCCAGUAAUGCAUGCUUUAUUUUUGGGCUUCUUGCUUUCCUUGCUGUACCACUGGCCAUGGCUUUUACAGGAAUGAAGUUUUUGGAAGACUGCCCACUUCAACCACUAAUUCCCUUAUAUCUGUUGGUGGGUGGUGUUGUCGGCAGUUUAAAGGUGACUCUUCUGCUUUAUGACUCCACCAGGAUGCGGCAACUGCUUUCCAAAUCUAUCGUGAUUGAUGAUGAUGACGAUGAUGAAUAUCCAUGGCGGCAGAAUGCUCACAAAUACUACAUCCAUGUUAUGCUCAGUCUCUUCCUCUUUAUCUGGUUCAUACUCGGGAACUAUUGGGUGUUUUCUGUCUACCUGCCAAAUUUCAUUCCACCUUUCCACCAGCCCCAGGAUUAUUGUGAUAAAACCCUGUACAUUUUUGCUGUUGGAGUUCUUAUUGUUAGUCAUACUGUGCUGUUUUUGCUUAUCUUUUGUAGCUUCUGUAUAUAUUGUUUUUCUAGGCGAAGAUAUGCUGCAGAAGAGGAUUAAAAGCCAUAGAAACUAAACCACAGCUGUUAGGUAAAGGAAGUCCAAUGAAAAACAAAAGGCAAUAAUUUACCAG
Molecule: messenger RNA, 900 nt
Organism: Gopherus flavomarginatus (Mexican gopher tortoise)
Lineage: Eukaryota; Metazoa; Chordata; Testudines; Testudinidae
Gene: TMEM272
Product: transmembrane protein 272
Exons: 5
Coding region: 264-827 (187 amino acids)
Source: RefSeq, a predicted model, not a curated record